Messenger RNA from Rubroshorea leprosula, 2064 nucleotides. Lineage: Eukaryota; Viridiplantae; Streptophyta; Magnoliopsida; Malvales; Dipterocarpaceae. The record is from the annotation of a GenBank genome assembly.
GCACCAUCAAGUUCAAGUCCCAUUAAUUUAAGGAAUUCCCAGCCACUUUCUUCACAGCAAUGGAAAACUGCAAAUAGGCUCAGCAAAGCAUUGAAGUCAAUUAUAGGAGAAAAUCAAUAUGCUUUUAUUGAGGGAAGCAACUUGUAGAUGGAGUGGUUGUUGCAAAUGAGGCGAUUGAUGGGGCACGAAAAAGAAAAUCCCGGUGCUUUAUUUUCAAAAUCGAAUUUGAAAAAGCCUAUGAUAAGGUGUGCUGGUCCUUGCUUGAUUACAUGAUGGAGAGAAUGGGUUUUGAUAUAGUAUGGAGGGGAUGGAUCGCAAAAUGCUUAAAAUCAAACACGGUGUCUGUUUUAGUCAACAGAAGUGCUACCAGAGAGUUCUCGAUGACAAGAGGGCUUCAACAAGGCGACCCAUUAUCCCCAUUCCUGUUCCUAAUGAUGGCAGAAGCUCUAAAUGGACUAACUUCCGUAGUUGUUGCAAAGGGAUACUUCCGGGGAGUCAAAAUAGGAGAUGGAGAGUUAGAAGUUAGCCAUCUUCAGUUUGCGGAUGACACACUUUUCAUGGGAGAGGCGACUGAAGACAACAUUUGGACAACAAAAUGCAUAAUGAGGGCAUUUGAAUUGGUGUCAGGGUUGAAGAUAAAUUACAGAAAAAGCUCUUUAAUUGGAGUGAAUACAGAUGAAGAUUGGAUCAGAAGCAUGGCAUGGAUGUUGAACUGUAAAAUCGAAUCCCUCCCUUGUAAGUACCUCGGCAUGCCAUUGGGGGCAAACCCAAAGAGAAUAUCCACCUGGAAAUCUCUAAUAGACACAUUCAGAAGAAAACUCUCAGUAAUCCAUGAACUUGAUAAAAUUAGGAGGAAUUUUUUGUGGGGAGGGGUUGAGGGAGGCAGAAAGAUAGCUUGGGUAUCCUGGGACAGGGUGUGCAACACAAAAAAAGAGGGAGGACUGGGGGUAAGAAACCUUAGAUGGUUUAAUAUUGCCUUGCUAGGCAAAUGGUGGGCGAGCUUAAUAGGGGGUGAGAAGGGCCUUUGGGCAAGGGUGUUGUUAGAAAAAUAUGGUAGCAAGGAAGGAAAUUGGUUAUCAUGGUUGAGUGGGGAUCGAGUCUUAGGAUCAUCGUGGUGGAAUGAUAUUUGUAAAUUAAACAUGGGUUUAGAUAGCAAGGAUGGAUUGUUGCUUUUGAAUUUCAACAUGAAUUUGGGUGAAGGGAAAAAUGUUAGAUUCUGGCUAGACACAUGGGUGGGAGGGUUCUCUCAGGCUAAUGUCUUUCCAAGGCUGUUUUUGUUGGCUACAGAAAAGAAUUGCAAUAUCCAUCAAAUGGGGCAUUGGAACAACGGAUGCUGGGAUUGGAAAUUCCAGUGGAGAAGGCCACUUAGAGCUUGGGAAGAGGAAAAUUUGCAACAAUUGCUGGAGACAAUAAAACACAAAAAACUAGUGCAAGGCGCAACGGACACUUGGUGCUGGAGUCUAGAGACCGGGGGAGGAUAUACCACAAGGACAGCCUAUGAGCAGCUAGCAAAAAAAGAAGAAAACAAGCUGCUGGAGUACACCAAAAUAUGGGAGACGCAAGUACCACCAAAAGUGAGUGCUUUCCCAUGGCAACUACUCUUAGAUAGAAUUCCUACAAAGAUAUUGACCAUGCAUGAUAGAUGGGAAGCAUACAAGGGAGAGAGCACAGAAGAUUGUGAUUUGAUGUUCACGGUGAAGAAAUGUGCCAUGGUCCAAAUGAAGACUAAGCUACAAGUGUUCAUGGCCAAAAACACCAAAGAGUAUGCCUGUGAUUACAGGGUGGAGGGCAGCUUCUUUCAGGAUUCCUGCGCUGUUUAUGUUGGAGAGACUAACACCAUUGUUGCCCAAAUGCACAAGAAGCUUAGUUUCGAAAAUCUGCUGGGAAAGGAGAGGUUUGCGGUCACAAUGUAUCCCAAUGUCGACCAUGCAUUCAUUGCUGCGCUAAUUGUCAUCCUGGACAGCAUUAACAGGCCUGGUUGGAUUUAAUUAGCUUAAAAAACAUUGCACCAAUCUAUCUAUGGCUAAAUUAUCUAUGAUAAAUCAAUAAAUUGUCCUAUAAGGC